CCUCUCUGCACCCUGCGCGCAUCCAGCAGGUGCAGGAACACGUUCUGCUUGGUCGAGUGCACGAACUGAACGGGCUGCCAGUAAGACCUUUUUCGCAGUUCUGAUUUGCAAGCGACUGGUGAAGCCAGCGCAAACCGGACUUGCCACUGACCGCACCGCAACUGCUGGAGACGCUCAUCUGCAACAGCGCAGCAGAUAUCUUCCUACAGCGGCAGCAGCAAUCGCCAUCAUGGCGGGCCCGCCACCUGGAUUCAAUGGCCCUCCGCCGAGUGCACCAGCCGCGAUGCGUGGCCUACUUCCAGGCAUGUCCAAUGGCGCGGAGCCAGCGUGCAUGGAUGCUGCCACAUUGGAAGCAAAGGCUCGAAAAUGGAAGCAGCACCAGGCACGACGCUUUGGUGAUCGCAAGGGGAAAACAGCCAUAGUGGACACGGGAAAGCAGGAGAUGCCGCCGGAGCACCUCAGGAAAAUCAUGAAGGACCACGGAGACAUGUCGAACCGCAAGUACAGGGCAGAGAAGCGAGUGCAUCUUGGUGCUCUUAAGUACGUGCCUCACGCGAUGAUGAAGCUUCUGGAGAACAUUCCAAUGCCUUGGGAACAAGUGCGAGAGGUUCCAGUGCUGUAUCACGUCAGUGGUGCUUUGACCAUGGUCAACGAGAUCCCAAAGGUGAUCGAGCCGAUCUACCAUGCUCAAUGGGCCACCAUGUGGCUUGCGAUGAGGAGGGAGAAGCGUGAUCGUCGCCACUUUAAGCGGAUGCGCUUCCCGCCCUUUGACGACGAAGAGCCGCCGAUGGACUACGGGGACAACCUGCUGGACGUCGAGCCACUCGAGGCGAUACAGCUCGAGCUGGAUGAGGAUGAAGAUGGAGCAGUCAUCGACUGGUUCUAUGAUCACAAGCCCCUGGUCGAAGAUCAGAAGCACGUCAAUGGACCAUCAUACAAGAGCUUUUCUCUGGACCUGCCGCAGAUGGCUGCGCUGCACCGUCUCGGAAAGACGUUGCUCAGCGACAUUUCGACCGGUGACAACAACAAUGCUUAUCUCUUCGACAAAAAGUCAUUCUUCACCGCUAAGGCGCUCAACACGGCCAUCCCUGGAGGUCCCAAGUUCGAGCCUUUGUUUAAAGACACCGAUGACUUUGAUGCUGAUUGGGACGAAUUUAACGACAUCAACAAGGUCAUCAUCCGCAACCAGAUUAGGACAGAGUACAAGGUUGCUUUCCCGCAUCUGUACAACUCGCGUCCUCGCUCCGUUCACAAUGCGGUCUAUCAUGAACCAAAAAACGUCUACAUCCACACAGACGACCCUGAUCUACCCACUUUCUACUACGACCCUGCCAUCAAUCCGAUUUCUGGCCGCACAAUCUCCACAAAGGACCAGUUUGACGGGUUCUACUCCAAUGGUGAACCAGUCUUGGACCACGAGGAGGAAGUCUUUGGCGGUGCUGAUGGAGACGACGACUUGGAGGACGUGGUCUCUGUCAAAUUACCCGAGGGUAUCGAGCCAUUCUUGGAAGAAGAGGAGUUGACGAACGACCUCACGGCCGACGCCAUCGCGCUGUGGUGGGCUCCGGCGCCUUACAAUCGCCGCAGCGGCAGGACGGUGCGCGCGAUUGAUGCGCCACUGAUCAAGACCUGGUACACCAAGGAGCAUUGUCCACCAGGCAUGCCGGUCAAGGUUCGAGUGUCGUACCAGAAGCUGCUUAAGAAACACGUCGCCAACCUGCUGCACGCGCGGAAUCCCAAGGCUGGCACGAAGAAGUACCUGCUUCGUCAGCUCAAGGAGACCAAGUUCUUUCAGACGACCACCAUCGACUGGGUCGAGGCGGGCUUGCAAGUGUGCAGACAGUCAUUCAACAUGCUCAACCUCUUGAUCCAUCGCAAGGGUUUGCACUACUUGCAUUUGGAUUACAAUUUCAACCUAAAGCCCAUCAAGACGCUCACAACCAAGGAGCGGAAGAAGAGUCGGUUCGGAAAUGCAUUUCAUCUUAUCAGGGAGAUCGCGAGACUUGUCAAGAUGGUCGUGGAUGCGCACGUUCAAUUCCGCCUGGGCAAUAUCGAUGCGUUCCAACUCGCCGAUGGCCUGCAGUACUUGCUCAACCAUGUUGGACAGCUGACUGGGAUGUACAGGUACAAGUACAAAGUCAUGCGGCAAAUCCGCGCAUGCAAAGACUUGAAGCAUGUCAUCUACUACCGUUUCAACAGUGGUCCAGUGGGCAAAGGCCCCGGUGUCGGUUUCUGGGCCCCCAGUUGGCGCGUUUGGAUGGCGCUGCUGCGAGGGCUCACGCCGCUGCUCGAACGCUGGCUUGGCAACCUGCUGGCGCGUCAAUUCGAGGGACGCUCGAAUAAGAACAAGUCCAUUCUUGUGACCAAGCAGCGCGUAGAGUCGCACUUCGACCUCGAGCUGAGGGCAGCCGUCUUGCACGAUAUUCUCGACAUGAUGCCGGAGAACAUUCGCCAGAGCAAGUCCAAGACGAUCAUGCAGCACAUGACUGAGGCCUUCCGAUGUUGGAAAGCCAACAUUCCGUGGAAGGUGCCAGGCAUGCCUGCGCCGAUCGAAAACCUUAUCCUGCGAUACGUCAAGUCGAAAGCGGAUUGGUGGACCUCAGUGGCGCAUUACAACCGUGAACGCAUUCGCCGCGGCGCUACCGUUGACAAGACGGUAGCCAGGAAGAAUCUCGGACGUUUGACACGUCUGUACCUCAAGGCUGAACAGGAAAGGCAAAAUUCAUACCUCAAGGAUGGGCCAUACAUCACAUCCGAGGGAGCUGUUGCAAUCUAUACCUCGACCGUGCACUGGCUCGAGUCUCGUCGGUUCCAGCCAAUUCCAUUUCCAUCGCUGAACUUCAAGCACGACUCGAAGAUUCUCGUGCUUGCACUUGAGCGCUUGAAAGAAGCUUACAGUGUCAAAGGGAGACUCAAUCAAAGCCAACGUGAAGAGCUAGCGCUCGUCGAGCAGGCAUUUGAUGAGCCAGCUAUGACGCUCUCUAGGAUCAAGCGUCUCAUGCUCACGCAGCGCGCAUUCAAGGAAGCUUCGAUGGAGUUCUUUGACACAUAUGAGAAGCUCAUUCCGUGCUAUGACAUCGAGCCGAUUGAGAAGAUCACCGACGCCUACCUGGAUCAAUACCUCUCCUACGAGGCGACCAGGCGCGAUCUCUUCCCAGCCUGGAUCAAGCCGAGCGACACGGAGCCUCCACCUUUGCUGGUCUACAAGUGGUGCAACGGGAUCAACAACCUGCAGGAUGUCUGGGAGACCAAAGAUGGAGAAUGCAACGUGCUGAUGGAAACGACGCUCAGCCGAGUCUACGAGAAGGUCGAUUUGACGCUGCUCAACCGCUUGCUGCGCCUGAUCAUGGAUCACAACCUGGCAGACUACAUCACAGCGAAGAACAACAUCAACAUUGUCUGGAAAGACAUGAGUCACACAAACACGUAUGGCUUGAUCCGUGGCUUACAAUUCUCCGCGUUCGUCUUUCAAUACUACGGAUUAGUGCUUGAUCUGCUCAUUCUCGGCUUGCAGCGUGCCUCGGAGAUGGCAGGACCGCCGCAGAUGCCCAACGGGUUUCUUCAAUUCCGCGACACUGCUACGGAGACACGCCACCCGAUCAGGCUUUACUCUCGAUACAUUGAUAGGAUCCACGUCAUGUUCCGCUUCACCGCCGAGGAGUCGCGAGAUCUAGUUCAGCGGUACCUCAGCGCCAACCCCGAUCCGAACAAUUCGGGUAUGAUCGGCUUCAACUCGAAGCGAUGUUGGCCGAGGGAUUGCCGCAUGAGGCUUAUCAAGCACGACGUCAAUCUCGCACGCGCAGUCUUCUGGGACAUCAAGAAUCGCAUUCCGAGAGCGCUCACCACAAUCGAGUGGGAGGACACGUUUGUCAGCGUCUACAGCAAGGACAACCCCAAUCUGCUGUUCAGCAUGCUCGGCUUCGAGGUCCGCAUUCUACCAAAGAUUCGCGCGGGCGAUACGCAGGAGCAACGAGACGGUGUUUGGUCCCUGGUGCAAGCGUCGACUGGCGAGCGCACGUCGCAAGCGCACAUCAGAGUCAGCGAUGCUGGCGUUCUGCACUUUAAUAACCGAAUUAGGCAGGUGCUUAUGUCCGCCGGUGCCACGACCUUUUCCAAGAUCAUCAACAAGUGGAACACGACAUUGAUUGGUUUGAUGACAUACUACCGCGAGGCCGUCGUGUACACAGAGACGCUGCUCGACUUGCUCGUCAAGGCAGAGAACAAGGUUCAAACCCGGGUCAAGAUUGGUCUCAACUCGAAGAUGCCGUCCAGAUUCCCGCCCUGCGUGUUUUAUGCGCCUAAGGAAAUCGGUGGUCUUGGGCAGCUGUCCAUGGGUCACGUGUUGAUCCCAGCCAGUGACCUGCGCUGGAGUAAGCAGACUAGUACUGGCAUCACGCACUUCCGGUCUGGUCUCUCAUCACAAGAGGACCAGCUCAUUCCGAAUCUCUACCGCUACAUUCAGCCGUGGGAGGCUGAAUUCAUCGACUCAGCCCGCGUCUGGCAGGAGUAUGCGCAGAAGAGGAAGGAGGCAAAUGCGCAGAACAGACGCCUCACGCUCGAAGACCUCGAGGAUAGCUGGAGCAGAGGCAUACCCCGCAUUAACACGCUCUUCCAGAAGGACCGAACCAUCCUGUCCUAUGACAAGCUCUGGCGUGUCCGUAGCGAGUUCAAGCAAUACCAGGUGCUCAAGUACAACCCCUUUUGGUGGACCGACCAGCGGCACGACGGCAAGCUCUGGCAGCUCAACAACUACCGUGUCGACGUCAUUGCAGCCCUCGGCGGUAUCGAGACGAUCCUCGAGCACACCUUGUUCCCCGGCACAGGUUUCCCUUCGUGGGAAGGGCUGUUCUGGGAAAAGGCCUCUGGGUUCGAAGAGUCGAUGAAGUACAAGAAACUCACCAAUGCGCAGCGCUCCGGUCUCUCGCAAAUCCCCAACCGCCGCUUCACGCUCUGGUGGUCUCCCACGAUCAACCGUGCCAAUGUCUAUGUCGGCUUCCAAGUCCAGCUCGAUCUGACCGGGAUAUUUAUGCACGGUAAACUGCCAACACUUAAGAUCAGUUACAUCUCCAUUUUCCGCGCGCACUUGUGGCAAAAGAUCCACGAGUCGGUCACGAUGGACCUGGCGCAAGUUUUCGAUCAAGAGAUGGAGGCGCUGCAGAUUGAGACGGUACAAAAGGAAACGAUUCACCCGAGGAAGUCGUACAGGAUGAACGCUUCCUGCGCCGAUUUGCUUCUCUUUGCUUCUUACAAGUGGCCGAUGAGUCGACCUUCGCUACUCACUGAGUCGAAAGACGUGCUCGAUGGCUCAAGUGCCAACAAGUGGUGGCUGGACGUGCAGCUCAGAUGGGGCGACUUUGAUUCCCACGACAUUGAGAGGUAUGCUCGAGCUAAGUUCCUUGACUACACAAGUGAUUCGACCACGUCUAUCUACCCUUCAGCCACGGGCGCACUCAUCGCGAUCGAUCUUGCCUACAAUCAACACUCGGCGUACGGCAACUGGUUCCCAGGCAGCAAGCCUUUGGUUGCGCAGGCGAUGGCGAAAAUCAUGAAGGCCAAUCCAGCGCUCUACGUCCUGAGGGAGCGUCUCCGUAAGAGUUUGCAAUUGUACAGUUCAGAGCCCACCGAGCCGUACCUUAACUCGGGCAAUUACGCGGAGCUGUUCAGCAACCAGGUUAUUUGGAUGGUUGACGACACGAACGUCUAUCGUGUCACCAUCCACAGGACGUUCGAAGGGAACCUGGUGACAAAGCCUAUCAACGGUGCAAUCUUCAUCCUCAAUCCGCGCACGGGUCAACUCUUCCUGAAGAUCAUUCAUACCUCAGUUUGGGCUGGUCAGAAGCGUCUCGGACAGUUGGCGAAGUGGAAGACAGCGGAAGAGGUAGCAGCAUUGGUACGCUCGUUGCCAGUCGAGGAGCAGCCCAAACAAAUCAUUGUCACGAGAAAAGGAAUGCUUGACCCGCUUGAAGUGCAUUUACUCGACUUCCCGAACAUCGUCAUCAAAGGAAGUGAGCUGCAGCUCCCCUUCCAGGCGUGCAUGAAGCUUGAAAAGUUCGGCGAUCUCAUCCUGCGUGCAACGCAGCCGCAGAUGGUGCUGUUCAACAUUUACGACAACUGGUUGUCGGAGAUUUCGUCGUACACAGCAUUCUCGCGGUGCAUCCUGCUUUUGCGCGCUUUGCACGUGAACCAAGAGAAGGCAAAGAUCGUCUUGCGUCCAAAUGUGCAGACCGUCACCGAGCCACAUCAUAUCUGGCCGACUCUCACUAACGAGGAGUGGAUCAAGGUUGAGGUGGCUCUUCGCGACCUGAUCCUUCAAGAUUAUGGGAAGCGCAAUUCCGUCAACGUUGCUAGUUUAACGUCGAGCGAGAUCAGAGACAUCAUUCUCGGGAUGGAGAUCGCGGCACCCUCUGUGCAACGCCAACAAAUGGCGGAGAUUGAGAAGAGCGCCGAGGCUGCUCAACAGGUUACCGCCACACAGACAAAAACGACCAAUGUGCACGGCGAUGAGAUUCAAGUCAUCACCACGACCCAGUACGAGAAUCAGGUCUUCUCGUCGAAGAGUGACUGGCGGGUGCGUGCACUCAGCUCGACCAACCUGUCGUUGCGCUGCCAGCAUAUCUACGUCUCUAACGACGAUGUCAAGGAGGAUGCUGGUAGCCUCACGUAUAUCCUACCGAAGAACAUCCUCAAGACGUUUAUCGUCACGUCUGACCUGCGCACGCAGGUGGCCGGGUAUCUCUAUGGUAUUUCCCCGCCCGAUGCACCAGCCGUUAAGGAGAUCAAGGCGAUUGUUUGGGUCCCGCAACGCGGCACACAGAGCAGCGUCGAGCUGCCAAGCGACUUGCCUCAGCACGAUUUUAUGCUCAAAGGUCUUGAACCGCUGGGUUGGAUCCAUACUCAAGCUCAAGACCUUCCGCACAUGGCACCCACGGAUGUCGUAGCGCACUCCAAGGUGAUGGCGGCGCAUUCGGAAUGGGGCGCAAGCACGAUUUGCAUCACAGCUGCUUUCACGCCCGGCUCUGUCUCGCUCACCGCAUACCAGCUCGCCGUUUCUGGCUUCGAAUGGGGACGCAAGGCGACCACCGCCGAGGUCGCCUCAGGCAAUUUGCAAGGCUUCAAUGCGGGCAUGGCCGACAAAGUCCAAUUGCUCUUAUCCGAUCGCAUUCUCGGCUCGACCUUGACACCAGCCGACGGACCGUGGAAUUAUGGUCUGUCGCUCUCCGCGCAGUGGGCGCCGAGCAUCAAGUACAACUUGACCCUGGAUCGACCGCCCGCAUUCUGGGACGAGCUGCAUCGUCCACAAAACUUCCUCACUUUUACUGCAGGCGAGGACGAAGGAGAAGGCGCAGAUGUGGAGAAUUCAUUCGCUUGAAUAGCAUGCAGUCAGCAUGAUUGUGGACACAUACUGUAUAGUCGUCUUGAAAACUAUCAGAACAUGAGUCU
Messenger RNA from Tilletiaria anomala UBC 951, 7440 nucleotides. Its product is annotated as PROCN-domain-containing protein. Gene Ontology annotation, cellular component: catalytic step 2 spliceosome; U5 snRNP. NCBI's taxonomy places the organism in Eukaryota, Fungi, Basidiomycota, Exobasidiomycetes, Georgefischeriales, Tilletiariaceae. Gene Ontology annotation, molecular function: U6 snRNA binding; U5 snRNA binding; U2 snRNA binding. The record is from RefSeq and is a predicted model, not a curated record. The coding region runs from base 230 to 7369 and encodes 2379 amino acids. Gene Ontology annotation, biological process: spliceosomal tri-snRNP complex assembly; mRNA splicing, via spliceosome. The transcript has 11 exons.